AUGGCUCCUCCACGAGGCCGAGGACGUGGUCGUGGUGGAACGAGAGGUAGAAGAGGUCGUACGACAGGCAGAAGAAAUGAUUUUGCUACUUCGCGACUGCGUGAAGUGGAUUCCGAUGAAUCCUCUGGUGAAGGUGGGCCCGGCGAUCAGGAGGUGGAGGAUAUGAAUAGGAGCGAUGAUGCCAUGAUGGAUGAUGCUUCAUCCAGCAGCGACGAAGAGGAGGAGAGUACGGGUCGUCCGUACAACGAAUUGCUCGAACUACUGCACGCCAAUUCCGACCCGAAGGGACCCGCUCGGAAGAAGAGAAAGCUUGCCAGUGAUUCCAAUGUGGAGGAAGCUCCAAGGGCUAUCGUGGACGAAGAAGAGGAACAGGCUGAUGAUGCGCUACAAGAUCAAGCUCCAUCCGACGAUGAGGAGGACGCGCAGGAUGACGACGAUGAUGAUGUUGUUGGACCGUUUGAGAGGCACUUUAAUGUCGCCGAAGGGGAUGACCUUUCCAAUAAGAUUCAAUCUAUCGAGUCUAAUAAGUGGACAUCGGUGAAGAAGGAGGUGGACGGGUUGCGCGUCGUCCAAUCCAUUCCUGAAGCAGGCGAUUCUAAAGCAUUACUACUCCCGGUGAUGAAGAGCACGGCGAACCUGAAGAUCAAGAAUAAGUUGAAGCCCCGAGCUGCGGAGCUCCUCCCUACCAUCAACGGCCCUGCCCAACAAGUGGCUCCAUAUGUAUUUGACUAUCAAGACGUUCUCUACGGUGCGCGUACCGCAUCUAUCGCGGAAGAGAUGCGCGAUAUCAUGGCUCUUCACACCGUCAACCACAUCAUCAAGACCCGAGACCAAGUGCUCAAGAAUAAUGCGCGCCUAGCAAAGGAUCCAGACACCGACAUCGAGUGCCGUGACCAAGGUUUCACUCGUCCUAAGGUCCUGUACAUUCUUCCAACUCGCCAAGCAUGUGUGCGUGCUGUCAACGCCAUUACCCGAUUCUACCAGGUCGAGCAGCAGGAGAACAAAAAGCGAUUCACAGAUACCUUCUCCGGAUCCGAGGAUGCGGGAUGGGAGAACAAGCCCGAGGACUUUCGCGAGCUGUUUGGUGGUAAUGAUGAUGAUAUGUUCCGACUGGGAUUGAAGUUUACUCGCAAGACCGUCAAGUACUUUGCGCAGUUUUACAACUCGGACAUCAUCCUAUGUAGUCCACUUGGUCUGCGGACCAUCAUGGACCAAUCUGACGAGAAAAAGCGAGACCACGACUUCCUCUCCUCCAUUGAAGUCGUCCUUGUCGACCAUGCCGACGCUCUCCUCAUGCAAGUCUGGGACAAUAUCCCCUACAUCUUCAAGCACCUCAAUCUACAGCCCAAGGAAGCGCACGGGUGCGACUUCAGUCGCGUGCGCAAUUGGUACCUCGACAACCACGCGCGUUACUUGCGACAAACUAUCGUGUUGACCUCUCAUAUCACCCCCGAGAUGAACUCGCUCUUCUCAACGCAGAUGCAAAACGUAUCUGGCCGCAUCAAAUUCACACCUACCUACGCCGGCGCGAUCACCGAGCUGCCGCUCCCAGUCUCAGUCAAGCAAACCUUCUCACGCAUCGACAGCCUUUCACCCGCGAAAGACCCCGAUGCCCGGUUCAAGCAUUUCACAACGACGGUCCUAUCCACGCUCGUCAAGAACAUUGCCAAUGACCGUGGCAAGGGAAGCGCCGGCACAAUCAUCUUUGUCCCAUCAUAUCUCGACUUUGUUCGCGUGCGCAACCACUUUGCUCAAUCUGCGCAGACAACGAAUGUCUCCUUCGGCGCGAUCUCCGAGUACACCGAAGCGCGGGAAGUUAGCCGGGCUCGUAGUUACUUUAUGAAUGGCCGCUACUCGGUGCUGUUGUAUACCGAGCGCGCGCAUCAUUUCCGCCGAUACCAGAUCCGGGGUGUUCGCCGGGUGAUCAUGUACGGUCUACCCGAGAACCCGACAUUUUAUGGCGAGAUUGUAGGAUUCUUGGGGCUUGAUCCUGCGGCUGUGGUUGAAGCUGCUGAAGGUGGUGUUCGGGCGCUGUUCUCGAAGUGGGAUGCGCUUAAGCUGGAGCGUAUUGUUGGAACUUCAAGGGUUGGGAAUAUGCUGCGGGAGAAGGGAGGUGAUACCUUUACUUUUGUAUAA
Molecule: messenger RNA, 2136 nt
Organism: Penicillium daleae
Lineage: Eukaryota; Fungi; Ascomycota; Eurotiomycetes; Eurotiales; Aspergillaceae
Product: UTP25 family protein
Exons: 4
Coding region: 1-2136 (711 amino acids)
Biological process (GO): maturation of SSU-rRNA from tricistronic rRNA transcript (SSU-rRNA, 5.8S rRNA, LSU-rRNA)
Cellular component (GO): nucleolus; small-subunit processome
Molecular function (GO): rRNA binding; U3 snoRNA binding
Source: RefSeq, a predicted model, not a curated record